Molecule: messenger RNA, 1362 nt
Organism: Trypanosoma conorhini
Lineage: Eukaryota; Euglenozoa; Kinetoplastea; Trypanosomatida; Trypanosomatidae
Product: nucleobase transporter
Exons: 1
Coding region: 1-1362 (453 amino acids)
Biological process (GO): nucleoside transmembrane transport
Cellular component (GO): plasma membrane
Molecular function (GO): nucleoside transmembrane transporter activity
Source: RefSeq, a predicted model, not a curated record
AUGGGCUUUGAGUCCGAGAGCUUUGGAAAGGCCUACACCUAUGCCACGGCCUUCGUUUGCGGCGUGUCCAUGAUGCUACCCAUUAAUGCCAUUUUCUCUGCACCGUUGUACGUCAUGAAUUACUACCAGUACGUGAUGCAGGACCCCGACGCGGAGGCAACGAACAAAAACUUCUGGGACAAUUCCCUGACGUAUUACACUAUGAUUGUUUUGGUCACAUCUCUCGUCGUGGAGCCGCUAACUCUAAGCAAAGCAUUCCGGCGUAUCCCGCUACGGGUGCGUAUGUUGUCGGCGCUGUGCAUCUUGUGGGCUGAGAUUGUCAUUCUGAUGGCGGUGCCAGCUGCGGGCUCGACGGAGACAGGCGCCAUCGUCACGAUUGUGGUUGCUGCUUUCACCUCAGCAAUGGGGAAAUCAGUCUUUGAGUCGACGACAUACGGCCUAUUCGGUGCGUUUCCCCCUCGCUUUAUGGUAACGUUAAUGGGUGGCAUAGGCGUGGCCGGUGCCUUGACGUCCACCUUGCAGCUCGUUGUGAAGGCAGCUCUCCCUGAAAACUACGAUGGGAUUCGCACGCAGUCCAAGAUUUUCUACGGGUUGGUGGUGGCCAUCCAUUGCGUCACGUUCAUCAUGUUAAUUCUGAUUCAGUGGGUCCCGUAUGCUCGGCGUUACACCGAUUCCCUGAGCGGCGCCGCGCAUGAACCUGAAAAUGAAGGAGCAGAGACAGCGGCGGAAGCGAAGGCGGACGCACCCUCUGAAGUUGAGAUGAAGUCUGCACGGGAGGAGUCGCACGCCGAUGAAGAUGCUCACUCCGAGGGAGAUGCUCACGCCAAUGGUGAUGCUCAAGCCGAAGAUGAGCGCCUUGCGCAUACGAACAUCCUUUACGUGUUGAAGCACGUGUACCCGAUGCUGAUUGCGUGUGCCUUCAAUUUCUUCAUUACCCUUUACCUCUUCCCAACGAUUGUGGUCUCCGUGGAUUCCUCCGACUAUUGGUAUGGCACCGUCGCCGUUGCCAUCUUCAAUUAUAUGGACGUGAUUGGGCGCUUUGCUCCCUCGCUGAAGUUUUUGUGGCCCCCGCGCUGGGCGGUGGUGGUUGGGUCCUUUGUCCGCGUCAUAUUCGUCCCACUCCUCAUCCUCUCGUCGUAUCACUACAUCCCGUCCUUCGCCUUUAACUACGUCAUGAUGGUGCUGUUUGGCCUGUCGAACGGCUUCAUUGGGGCCCUCACGCUGACCCUCGGGCCGCUGUCGGAGGGGCUGACGACCACCGGCCAGCGCUUCGUGGCGGGGACGAUGCUCGGCAUCUCAAUCCUCACUGGUGGAGCAAUCGCCACGGCGCUGAGUGUCAUGACCCAGACGCUGCGCGGGUAG